Messenger RNA from Branchiostoma belcheri (Belcher's lancelet), 1549 nucleotides. RefSeq names its product potassium voltage-gated channel subfamily A member 1-like. Gene Ontology annotation, cellular component: membrane; voltage-gated potassium channel complex. The coding region runs from base 250 to 1548 and encodes 432 amino acids. Lineage: Eukaryota; Metazoa; Chordata; Leptocardii; Amphioxiformes; Branchiostomatidae. Gene Ontology annotation, biological process: protein homooligomerization; potassium ion transmembrane transport. The transcript has a single exon. Gene Ontology annotation, molecular function: delayed rectifier potassium channel activity. The record is from RefSeq and is a predicted model, not a curated record.
UUGAAAUAUAUCAGUUUCCUUUCCUAGCCCUGACCCCUUCCCUGUAAGGUUGGAUACGGGGUAAAUUCUAGCGCUGAUAUCAUUUCGGUGCGGGAGAUGGUAUUACGUGACAGUCGUUAAAAACAUGGGGUGCAUUCCGAGUCAUGUUUCCUCUAGCGGUGGUCCAGUAGUAGAGUACAGCAGUUUGUGGUCACGGCUUGGAUUGUUUGGUUCUCCGGUACGGUUAUUGGUAGGGUUUGCGUUGUGAGAAUGGCGGCGGCUGUGGCUGCGAUAGGUCAGGCUAGUCAGUCUGCGGACAUCGUGACUCCGCGGACGUUACGCCGGCAGAUGUCCUGGCCUUUCAAGGCACGAUCCCCGAACUGGAAGGACUUCGACCGCGACCUGACCGAAGAGUGGCGGCGCGCCGAGUUCUCGCUACACAAGAAGAGAGUCAUCAUCAACGUCAGCGGACAGCGCUUCGAAACCCAGCUGGAAACACUCCGGAGAUUUCCGGACACGCUUCUCGGCAAUCCGGAGAAGCUGUCGAAGUACUACGAUCCCGUCCGGAUGGAGUACUUCUUCGACCGGCACCGCCCGAGCGCAGAGGCGAUCCUCACGUUCUACCAGACCGGCGGACUGCUGAAGCGGCCCCUGGAAGUCCCCGUGGACGUUUUCACCGAGGAGCUUCGCUUUUUCGAAAUGGGUGAGGGCAACAUCGACAGCUUUCGCUACCAGGAGGGCUACGUCAAGAAACAACCGGUCGAGAAACCGAAGAGCGAUCUACGGGAAAAGAUCUGGCGGAUCACCGAAGAUCCGAAAAGUUCGUGGAUCGCUAAGCACUUUUCGUACACGUCUGUGUUCUUUAUACUUCUCUCUGCGUGCGUGGCUUCACUAGAAACUCUGUCCGACUACAUAGGAGAACUGUCAACCAUAGAAACUCGCUUCACCAACCCGUUUUUCAUUCUGGAGAUCGGAGUAACGACAUGGUUUGUUCUUGAAAUCGCGCUGCGUAUGGCUGGGAUUGUGAAUAAGAAAGCGUACGGGCGGUCUUGUCUGGGAGUUUUGGACAUCAUGGCCGUACUACCGCUCUUUUUCAACGUGAUCGCCAUGUUGGCCAUACGGGAUGCCCAGACACUUCACACCGUUCUCCGCUGCACCAGGAUGCUUCGCGCCCUGAGAAUCCUCAAACUCUCCCGCCACUCCAGAGGCUUGAAACUCAUGGGUAAGACGUUAGCGGGUAGCCUGAGCGACAUCGCCAUGUUGUUAGGCUUCAUGGCGAUACUCAUAGUUCUCUUCGCCGCGGGAAUUUUCUUCGUGGAGGAGUCUGAUUCGGAUUCUCACUUCCGCAGCAUCCCCGAGGCGUUCUGGUGGGCUCUGGUGACGAUGGUGACACUAGGGUACGGGGACAUGUACCCACAGACACCGGGCGGGAAGUUCGUCGGCUCCGUGUGCGCUCUGGCCGGGAUCUUGACCGUCGCCCUCCCGGUGCCUGUCAUCGUCACAAACUUCGACACCAUGUACAACUUACAGGAGGAGGAACCAACAACAGAUGAGGAAAAGGAAGAAUAAU